AUGAGUGAGGGCCGGAAAUACAAGAUGCCGCCUAGCGCCUUCCUCCACGUGGACGCCGCUGGUCCGUGGAUCCGCCGCCGCUGCGUCGUAGAGUACGACGGCACUGAUUUCUGCGGCUCCCAGGCACAGGACCAGCCGAGUUUGAUACGCACCGUACAAGAAGUUAUUGAGGACGCACUGAGUCGCACCACAGGCGAGACGGCGCUUACGAGACUACGCUUUGCUUCGCGCACCGACACGGGUGUACACGCACGAGGGCAGGAGGUUCUGGUCGUCAGUCGUUGCAGCGCGUCAGACCGCAUCUUUCGUGAUGCACUCAACAACCGCCUGCCUGAUGACGUCCAGUGUCGCAGCAUGACCACUUUGACUGAGGCCCAGGCCAGUUUCGACCCGUGCUUGGACGCUGCAUACAAACGCUACGAGUACGAAGUGCUCUCUGGCGGGUUACGGCCUGUAGCACGCCGUCGUAAUGUGUGGCAUGUGCGCAAGUCGCUGGACGUGGCCAAGAUGCGGACGGCGGUGAAGCACCUGAUGGCACCGCCUCUGACAAAAGAUUUUUCGUCUUUUACACCGCACAAAUCUGUGGAUGAAGGGCACGGGAACGUCUGCACGGUCUUCAAUAUCCAGCUCCAUGUCGAGAAAGAGGACGGCUCAGAUGAUGUACAGUACGAAGGGGAUGUGGCCACGAGGAUACGACUGGUCUUUGACGGUGACCGAUUCAGGUACAAGAUGGUGCGCAACCUGGUGGGCACGAUCGUGGACGCGGGGUCCGGCAGGUUGAGCCCAGACGGUAUUCCAAUGAUUUUAGCAGCGAAGCAUCGGGGAACAGCAGGCCAGGGUGCGCCGCCGCAGGGUCUUACGCUCGUGUGGGUCAAGUACGACUAA
This is a messenger RNA of Peronospora matthiolae, 885 nucleotides long. Lineage: Eukaryota; Oomycota; Peronosporomycetes; Peronosporales; Peronosporaceae. The record is from the annotation of a GenBank genome assembly.